AUGCCCGCGGUGGACGUCCCGAUUAUCCUAGCAUUACGCUAUUCCUGUUCGUUUAGCGUUGACUGGCUGAGUAGUGUCUCGUUUGAAACGCAUAUAAGCGAUGGCGGUCUUCGGAGACUGCUCCCCCUCGUUUUAUGGUCUUCCUAUUCACACUACUCUUCUACUCAUUCCACCAUGGUUCCGUCGCGCACCGACCCGACUACUAGCGAUGUUGUCGACAAGUCGAAACUAAAAAUCGUCGCCCUCGCAUCUCCCGCCGAUGGCCACACCUUUCCCAUCCUACGCAUCGUCGAGGAGCUCGUGCUCCGCGGCUACGACGUGACGUUCCUCGCCGGCGCCGACUUCGAGGAGCGCACCGCCGCCGUCGGCGCCCACCACGUCCCCGUGCCGCCCUACGACAACAUCAACCGAAUCAUGGCCGAGGUGGCGGCCAUCCAGGAUCCCGGCGCCCGUCUCAGCACGGCCAUGGCACGGCUCUUCAUCGAGCCCACCGCCGGCCGCAUGGCGGUGCUGUACGCCGCGCUCGCGCAGGUCAAGCGGGACAAGCCCGGCCACACGGUCCUGCUCCUGACCGAGUCCUUUUUUCUCGGCGACCAUCCGCUGCUCCUCGGCGCGCCGCCGCCCGAGGGCUUCGUCCGCCGCCCGCGCGCCGUCAACAUCCAUGCCUGCAGCUACGGGCUGACCAGCGUCGACUGCGCGCCGUUUGGCAUGACCGUGGUGCCCGACGGCACCGCGGAGAGCCGUGCCGUGUACAGGCAACUGUCCGCCGACUUGCUCGCCGGGCCGCUUGCGGCAUCCGUGGCUCUCCAAAAGAAAACCUUGGCGGAGCUCGGCGCCACGAAUCUGGAGCAUGUCGGGGACCGCCAUCCGCUCGAUGUCAUCACCACGGCGGCCGAUGUGACGCUGCAAAUGUGCCCGCCAAGCGUCGAGUACCACCGCUCCGAUGUCCACCCCAAGGUUCGUUUUGUUGGUGCCCUGCCGCCCCGUGUUAGGAAGCAGGGCUUUGUGGCGCCGCCCUUUUGGGACACCAUCGUCGACGGCAAGAACAAGAUUGUGGUCGUGUCGCAGGGUACUGUCGCGCAGCGGUACGACCAGCUUCUUAUCCCUGCGAUGCAUGCCCUCGCAGACCGAGACGAUGUUGUUGUCGUGGCGAUUCUGGGAUGCAGAGGCGCGAAGCUGGCUCCCGAAAUCACGAUACCGUCAAACGCCCACGUCGUCGACUACCUAUCGUACGAUGCAGUGCUGCCCCAUGCCUCUGCAUUCGUGAUGAACGCUGGGUAUGGCGGCUUCAUGCAUGGGAUUGUCAAUGGCGUGCCGAUGGUGCUGGCGGGUGGCACCGAGGACAAGCCGGAAGUGGCGAAUCGCGGCGAGUUUGCUGGUGUAGGAAUCAACUUGAGGACAGGCACGCCAUCGCAGACGCAGAUCCGGGAAGCGGUCGAUGAGAUUCUGUCCAACUCCAAGUAUAGGAACCGUGUCAAGGAGAUUCAACUGGAGAAUGAAAACAUGAGUGCAAUGGAUGCGGUCGAGGAAGAGAUUCUCAAAUGGGCUGCCAUUGACUAA
Cordyceps militaris CM01 is the source of this 1560-nucleotide messenger RNA. Its product is annotated as putative glycosyltransferase. The record is from RefSeq and is a predicted model, not a curated record. Bases 1 to 1560 code for a protein of 519 amino acids. Gene Ontology annotation, molecular function: UDP-glycosyltransferase activity. Lineage: Eukaryota; Fungi; Ascomycota; Sordariomycetes; Hypocreales; Cordycipitaceae. The transcript is spliced from 2 exons.